GUUUAAUACUCGUAUUCAUAGUCGAACGCCAGCGAAUCGCCGAAAACAACCGCUCGCUGGUAAUGUUUCCGGCGAGCGCCUGCAUGAAGAAAGAAAAUUUUGGUCUUUUCAUAGACAGUCGCCAGCGCAUCGCUGGCGGGCGAAGAGGAUGGCGCAUAUUCAGCGAUUCAAUUUUGUUUACAUUUUUUAUGGUUGUGUUGAAAUAUAUGGGUCUUGAUGUUCCUCUUUUCGUUAUGGUCAUAAUACCUAAUGCAUCGAAAAAUUUCUAAAUAAAAUCAUUUUGUUUUAAUUUUUAUGCAAUUAUGGCAGUUCCUUAUACUCGAGAAGAUAAAGAAGUAUUGGUCCAAAUUAUAAAAAAAUACCAUAUCAUUGAAGAUAAGCGAACAGAUGCAUCAACAAUUAAGAAAAAGAAUGCGGCAUGGGCCAGCGUUACAGACGACUUUAACGCAAGUCGAACUACAGAAAAGCGCACUAGUGUUCAAUUAAAACGUUGUUGGGAUAAAAUUAAAAGAAAACGCAAAGAAGAAUUAGCUGAGGAACGACGUUCGAGAAUGCUUACAGGAGGUGGUGAAUCCAUGCCUGAUAAAAUUUUAAUUCCUGGUGUUGAUGAAGUUGUUCCGCAUUUAACGGAACAUGUGGAAAAUCCUUUUGAUUCAGAUGGCAAAUUUGAAUCAGCAGAAAAAGAUUAUACAAUUCUAGAUAUAUCCGAACCUUCACAUACAAUAACAAAAGACCAGUCAUCAUUACCAGAAGAUAAUAAUGCGCCAUCCACAUCCUCCACCAUCCAGAUAAAAUCUGUUAGCCUAGCUUCACGUGAAAUAGAAGUUCCAACACCUUUAAGCAGCGAUUCUAUUUCUCGUAAAAGGCUAUAUCCGGAUGAGAAAAAAAUAUUACAAAAUAUUACAAAGCAAAAAGAUAAAGUUGUUUUUGCUAAAUCGAGUGGGGACUUGAAUGCUCUUUUUAAGGAGAGGAUUGUUAAUGCCAAAUUAGAAAGACAGCAUUUAAUAGACAUCCACGAAAUAAACAAACAAGAAGCUAUUGAAAAAAGAGAAGAGGCGAAAAUUAGAAGGCAAAUAGCGGAAGUGGAGUUAUCAAUAAAAAGGGAGGAAUUACGUCAACUUUUAUUAAAAAACGAUUAAUUUAUUAUCAAUUUAUUAAUUAAAAAAUUAUUCUAAAUUAUAUUAAGUAAUGCCUAAUUGUUAAUAUGCCAUAUAUUUUAGUAAUAAAGUUAGAUUUGGUUUGUUAAUAGGUUUCAAUAUAGUUAUAUAUGUAUAAUAGCAUAAUAUAAUAAAACUAUUUCAUUCUGUAAAGUGACGCGCAAUCAAUGCACGACGAACUCCAUAACCUUGAGCAUUUCCCCUUACUUGUAAGUUUUCUGGUAUAUUUGGAUCUCUUUCUUCCACCAAAACUUCAUCUAGGUUCUCUCCAAAAUCAAUUCCUAUAUUAUAUAAAACCGCACAAGCCACUACUAUCACGCAAGUAGUUUCUAAUUUAGUUCCU
Molecule: messenger RNA, 1500 nt
Organism: Cylas formicarius (sweet potato weevil)
Lineage: Eukaryota; Metazoa; Arthropoda; Insecta; Coleoptera; Brentidae
Product: myb/SANT-like DNA-binding domain-containing protein 3
Exons: 4
Coding region: 303-1139 (278 amino acids)
Source: RefSeq, a predicted model, not a curated record